UAGUCCGGGUACCGCUUCUAGUCACUUCCUUGUCCUGCGGAGAGCAGAAAGCAGUGACGUCGGCGGACCGGUCUGCAGGGUGGCUCUAAAACACCGCAGAGAGGAACCCGAGGAGAACCCGGAGAAACGACCCACGCCGGCGUGCGCACACAGACCAGACACUUCAUCUGUGCGGCUCGACGUGUCACGCGCGCUGAAUCCUAAAAAAUGUUUUGCUGUGGACCACGACGAUAGGCUGGCGGUUAACAAGCGACGCUAGACGGGGAGAACAGCCGUUCCCAGCUGCCCCACGGUCUAUGUGUCCGUGUGCGGUGCACCGGUGACCAUGUCCUUGGUGAAGAAGAGUGAAGAGGAUCGUCGAUGGCUGCCAACGCACGUGCAGGUAACUGUGCUACGGGCCCGAGGGCUGCGCGCGAAGGGAAAACACGGUACCAGCGACGUUUACACCAUCAUCCAGCUGGGCAAAGAGAAAUAUUCCACGUGCUUGAUGGAGAAGACCACGGACCCGGAAUGGGGCGAGGAAUGCGCGUUCGAGCUGCAGCCGGGGAUCCUGGAGGAGGGAGGGCGAGACGCGUACCCACCCGGUAGUGGCGACCUGACUCUCACCGUUAUGCACAGAGCUCUCAUAGGACUGGAUGUGUUUCUGGGCCAGGCUGUUAUACCUCUGGACGAAGCUUUUCAGCAGCGGAAAUGCAUGAAAAAUGAGUGGUACAGGCUGCAUUCUAAAACCGGCAAAAAGGAGAAAGAACGAGGGGAGCUUCAGCUGACCGUACAGUUCACUCGGCACAACCUGACGGCCAGCAUGUAUGACCUUUCCAUUAAGGACAAACCUCGUUCUGCUUUUGACAAGCUCAGAGAACGCAUGAAAGCUAAGAAGAGCCGUAAUGAAGAAGAGUCCUCUUCUGCUAUUGUCCCUGGAGGAUACGGAGCACUGGCACGCAUGCGAGGGCGGCUGCCGAGCGAUGGGGGCGGUGAGGAAGAGUACGAGGAUGAUGAAGGCGGGGAGGUCCGCAGGAGUAAGAUGAGAAGUUUUUUCCUGCGUGGGAAGUUGAGGAAGUCUUCAGACACGCGUUCAAGCACGUCACUGGGCUCCGAGAGCAGCGAGUCUUCAUCGCGGGGCGGCAGCCUCAGCCCGACGGCAGGUAUCAGCGUGGUGGUCUCAGAUCUGUCCAACUCUCCGAGUAACAGCAGCAACCUGACUGCAGACAACAGUCCUGAACACACAGUGGCUCCCUCACCACAGGUUUCUCCCGUCAGACAUGUGAUGUACGACAUCAGCUUACCAGUGCCUCAUUCUCUGACAUCAGAGUACGACACCACUAUUCUGCUUCCUUCGGUGUGUGUGAAUGGGAAUCCGGUGGAAACAUCUCCUCUCACUCACCACCCACCAUCACUCGUAUUACAGCAACCACAGCCAGAGACAGCCAAACCAAUAACUCAAAAGUCAGGUCAACCACAGGCAGCCAUGCUUCCAGCUAAGCCUCAGAAAACCGAUGCAACUCAACCGAUAUCCCAAGAGACACAGCUAACCAAGUCCAAGCCAAGGCCCGAGCCCCUGCUCCCAGCCCUCGGGGUGCUUCAGAAGGGCUCCUCUCUCUCCCUCUCCCUGCAGAACCUCUCUCGCCGUGGGGAAGACAAGCAGAGCGGCGGCCCUGUGGAUGGCCGUCGCUGGUCCUUUGAUAAACCUGGAGAGGAAGAAAAAGCCGCCAUUGUAGCAGCAUUAGAGCAAGCUGGAAGAGUCACAGAUGAGGUGGAGAUUGAAACAGUGAUACCUGCUGGAGAGACUCAGAGCAAGAAAAGGAAGGGCCUGUUCUCACAUGGGAAAGGUGAUUCGGCUGGGAAAGGACCAAUCGCAGGCAAAGGGGAAGCAGAACAUGCUCAACCCCAUGUAGAAGUCAAACAUAAAGGAUGGUUCAGCUCCAAGGACUCACACAGUAAACCCAGUCCACACCCAGUGAAGCCAUUGACACCUCCUGAUGAGAAAAGGUCGGAGGGUCGCUCCGUACUAGAGAAGCUUAAAUCUACCAUCCACUCAGGACGAACAGGCCAGGAUGCUGACAAGAAGCCACUUGUGGAAGGAGGAGGCUCGUACUAUCACCUGAACCACAGCGAACUAGUGAGUUUGCUGAUCCAGCGGGAUACUGAGCUCAGGCAGGAGCAGGAGGAGUACGAGAAGCGAGGGGCACUGCUGGAGAAGCGCGAAACUGAGCUUAAGAAGAUGAAGGUUCUGAUCAGAGAUCUAGAGGAUUACAUCGACACACUUCUUGUACGCAUCAUGGAGCAGACCCCAACUCUGCUGCAGGUUCGCUCCAAGAUGAAAUGAUACAACAAACACCUCCACUAUCCCUCCACAUAUCCUGGAUGGAUGUCACAACCCUGCACCGCUACAGCAACCAUAUAAAUGUAGAGAGCUAUCUGGCGCUAUGUGAUGGGUCUGGAGGAGAGGUUAUAGAUUUGGUGUUCUUAAUUGUGUCCAAAAAUACCUGGGUCUCUACUGGGGUACGUAUUCAUUGCAGGUUUGCAUUGAUAAUUAAAGGUCGGCACUCUGCUGCUAAACUUUAAAGCUGAUAAGAUCCAUUUUGACAUGUGUCAGCUGAUAUUCAUUCACUAGACAUGUCUCUAAGACACAUGCCAGUCUAGCUAUGUACCAAAACCACCUGUCAAUCGAAAGGAUGGCAUGACUGUGACAUCCCAGUCUUCUAGUGAUGGUGUGAAUGGUUUUUAAUGCAUGAAGAAAAACAUUGAUUUAUCUUUUGUUUGUUCUGUUAUGUUUUAACAUGUAAUGCUCAGCUGCUGGAACAGAGAACAAAAUAAUGAUUUUGAGAUCACUUGAAAGUAUACGAGAGAGAGAGCUUUAGUCGUAGAAAACAGGAAAGAGAUCAAAAUCAGGCAGUUUCAAAUCGGCUUGUGCCUCCCUACAUGUCUUCCGCACUUUACUUAAGAGCUUAAGGGUAGAGGCUCACACCAACUGACCUUCUAGCUUCGGUUUGUAGGUCAGUGUCCUUCCUCUCCCUUCCUUUGCUUGAGCCAAUGCACAUACAUCGCUGCCAGUGCUUUCAGGUGUAAUGAAUAGGAUAUAUACUGUAUUCAUUGCAUAUAUGCCACUCUGACAAAAUGCCAGAUGCUGCCUUAUCAUACAGUAUUUUCUCCAUUCUGUUCUCGCUGAAAUCACCACUUUUUAUUAGAUUGCACAUUAUAUUAUAAAAGUAAUGGCGGAGGAGUGUUUCAAGUUCAACUUUCCCAAGACUGUUAGGAAUCUAAAUGAACAAAUGGAUCUGAACAGAGAACAAGAGCCAUGAAAACAGCAAAUGCCAGAAAUGAUUUGCUCUAAAUCCACGUUACAGUAUUCUCAAUACCACAACAGCUCUGUUAAUGUUACUGUAAUGUAAUUCUGGUUUUUCUAAGAUGUCGCCACUAUCAGUGUUGCCACUGUCUGUGUACACUGUAGCACUAUAUGUAGAUGUGUAAUAGAGGCGUAGGCCGCAGCACUUUUAAACCUCACACGAGGCAUUUACAACAGUUCUUUCUCAACAGCUUAGGAAGUGCACGUAGUCAAACACAAAUGUUCACUGCACAGACUAAUCAUCUUUUAAACACAGGAAAUUCAUGUUGUUUCACUGCUAGUCCCUGCUAGAAAGUUCAAUAUCUAUCAAUAAUAUUUCUGAGAAGAAGAACUUAAGGACUCGUGUGCACUGAAGGUUUGUCUGUUAGACAUUUGUUGGUGGAUUAAUGAAUGUUUUUUUUUUAAGGCUUAACGUAAAAGUUUACAGUUUUUCAAGAAUGUUACAUUUUAAUCAUGCAAAUAUCUAUUUAUGUUUUUUUAUUAUAUUUUGCUUUGUGGCAAGGUUUUUUUCUCACCUUUUCAUUUGGGUGGUCUAAAGGUCUGUACAGUCCUUUAAAUGCUGUUUGUGUUCAUUGAGAUUUCUAAAGGUCAGUAGUAAUAGAAAGCAAUAGAUGUGAAGGCCAGGCUUUUGCAGAAUUUAAGAGAUUCAUACUUUUCUAGGUCUAAACAGAUGGAAUGUAAUAUGAAAUGUUUGCUUAGGUUGCCAGUGUGUUAAACAGCAGUGUUCAUAAAUAUUAACCAACAGACACACAGCUUGCAGUCUAGUAAGAAGGUGUGUUCAAGUGCCCUUGGCUGAAUGUUUUCAUGAAAUGUCAUGAGAUGUGUGUGCAGAAGAAGAUUUGUAUGCUUUUAAUGGUGAAGAUGAUAAUCAAAGCUACAUUUGUAUGUAGUACAAACUCUGGAACUUGCAAAUAAAAACUUGUGUUUACUAUA
Messenger RNA from Carassius carassius (crucian carp), 4276 nucleotides. RefSeq names its product rab11 family-interacting protein 5-like. The coding region runs from base 326 to 2323 and encodes 665 amino acids. Lineage: Eukaryota; Metazoa; Chordata; Actinopteri; Cypriniformes; Cyprinidae. Gene Ontology annotation, biological process: regulated exocytosis. The transcript is spliced from 5 exons. Gene Ontology annotation, molecular function: small GTPase binding. The record is from RefSeq and is a predicted model, not a curated record. Gene Ontology annotation, cellular component: mitochondrion; early endosome; recycling endosome.